AUGCUGGGAAGUCGCUGCUGGAAAGCCUCGGGUCUCUCUGCCUUGGUCAAGCAGGUAUGGGGGCCUCUCCAGGGUUCCCUGCCACAGCCACAGCGACAGUGUUCUCAGCACUCCUGCACCCAGAGAGGCAAGACCCCAGCCUUGCACCCCCUCUGGACGGGCCCAGUCUCGGUGCCAGAGGGCACCCGGCAGUCUCCCAUCAACAUCCAGUGGAGGGACAGCAUCUAUGACCCCCAACUGGGGCCACUCCGGGUCUCCUACGAUGCAGCGUCCUGCCUGUACAUCUGGAACACUGGCUACCUCUUCCAGGUGGAAUUCGAUGAGACAGCCAAGGGGUCAGGGAUCAGUGGCGGGCCCCUGGAGAACCACUACAGGCUGAAGCAGUUCCACUUCCACUGGGGCGCAGCAGACGAGUGGGGCUCGGAGCACACGGUGGACGGCCGCGCGCACCCAGCAGAGCUGCAUUUGGUUCACUGGAAUUCUGUGAAAUACCAGAGCUACAAGGACGCCGUGAUGGGAGAAAAUGGCCUGGCUGUGAUUGGCGUGUUUUUAAAGCUGGGGGCCCCACACGAGACGCUGCAGGAGCUGGUGGAUGUCUUGCCAGAAAUAAAACACAAGGACACAAGAGUGGCCCUGGGUCCCUUUGACCCGUCCCGCCUGCUUCCUGCCUGCCAGGACUACUGGACCUAUGGGGGCUCCCUGACCACCCCGCCAUUGACUGAGUCGGUCACCUGGAUCAUUCAGAAGCAGCCCAUCGAAGUGGCUCAGAGCCAGCUCUCCGCUUUCCGUGCCCUCCUGUUUUCUGCACCUGGUGAAGAGGAGAAGCUGAUGGUGGACAACUAUCGCCUGCUGCAGCCCCUGAUGGACCGGAAGGUCCGCGCAUCCUUCCGGGUGGCUGCAGAGGGCACGCGCUCCUAG
This is a messenger RNA of Carlito syrichta (Philippine tarsier), 918 nucleotides long. RefSeq names its product carbonic anhydrase 5A (gene CA5A). Bases 1 to 918 code for a protein of 305 amino acids. NCBI's taxonomy places the organism in Eukaryota, Metazoa, Chordata, Mammalia, Primates, Tarsiidae. The transcript has 7 exons. Gene Ontology annotation, molecular function: zinc ion binding; carbonate dehydratase activity. The record is from RefSeq and is a predicted model, not a curated record. Gene Ontology annotation, cellular component: mitochondrion; cytoplasm.